AUGCGCGCCGCCCUGCUGCUGCUGCUGCUCGCCCUGCUCCUGCCCGGCCGCGCCGCCCGCCCCAAGCUCGCCCUGCCCAUCCGGCCCGACACGGACCCGCUGCCCCCCGGGGGGGCGGCAGGCUGCGCCUUCGGGGGGCACUUCUAUGCCCUGGACGAGACGUGGCACCCGGACCUGGGGGAGCCCUUCGGGGUCAUGCGCUGCGUUAUCUGCCACUGCGAGCCGCAGAGGAACCGUCGGGGGAAGCCAGCGGGGAAAGUGAACUGCAAGAACAUGAAGCAGGACUGCCCCGUGCCCGCCUGCCCCCGGGCCACGCUGCUGCCCGGGCACUGCUGCCACACCUGCCCCAAAGCGUUGCCAGGCCCCCCGGAGAAGAGCCCCGUGCCCCCCUUCGACACCUUCGAGUACUUCCAGGACAAGGAGGACGACCUGGACAAGCCCUACAACGACCGCUCCUACCUCAGCUCCGAGGGGCUGGCCCGCGACGAUGCCCGCACAGAGUUCGUGGCCUUGCUGACGAGUGGCCCGGAGCCGUGGCACCCCACGUCCAGCGCGGUGGCCAAGGCUCGCUUCACCCUGCUGCGCUCCUACCUGCUCUUCUCCAUCAGCUAUGAGCGGCUGGGGCGGCCGAGUCGGGUGCGUUUCAGCGACCCCGAGGACAACGUGCUGUUUGAACACCCCGUGCAGAAGAGCGCUGCCCCUGAGGACGGCAUGCUCUGCGGGAUGUGGAGGACGGUGUCCAAGGCCAAUGUCCAGCUGCUGCGGGGGGAGCAGCUCCGCGUGUCCCUCAUCACCCGGGCGCAGCCCUCCGGAGAGGUCCACGGGCACAUCCUCAAACACCGGGCGCUCUUCGCAGAGACGUUUGGUGCCAUCCUGACCUCAUCGGACCCUGCGCACCUGGGCGCGGGGGGCAUGGCCAUGCUGACGCUGAGCGACACCGAGAACAACCUGCACUUCAUCCUCAUGGCCCGGGGGCUGCUGGAGCCCAGCGCUGGUGAAUCCCCGUGGGUCCCGCUGCGGGUCCGCAUCCUGCACCAGGCCCAGACACUGCGGGAGGUCCGCGCCAACAUCACCGUGGAGGACCCUGAAUUCGCGGAGGUGCUGAGCGAGCUGUCUGCCAGUGAGCUGCAGUGGCUGGUGCAGGGGCAGCUCCGCAUCGUGGCUGAGACGGAGGGCCAGCAUGCACGCCAGCUGGCGGGCACCAUCACCACUCGCCGCAGUUGUGACACCAUCCAAAGCGUGCUGUGCGGAGCGGACGCCUUGCUGCCAACUAAGACGGGGGCCGUGGGCUCGGCCAAGCUGGCACUGCAUGAGAAUGGCACCCUGGAGUACCAGGUGCAGGUGGUGGGCACCGCCAGCGAGGUGGUGGGCAUCACUCUGGAGACCAAACCCCGGCGGAAGAACAAGAGGAACAUCCUAUUCGACAUGACGCCCAGCUACAAGGAUGGGCUGGUGAGUGCUGGGUGCCCCAGCGCCCGCGAUGCCCAUAUGCUGCUGCAGAAUGAGCUCUUCCUCAAUGUGGCCACCAAGGACUGGACAGAGGGCGAGCUGCGGGGCCAGGUCAUCUCCUUGCCCUACAGCGGCCUGCUCGCCCGCUACACAGAGAUGCCCGUGGCACUGGCAGGGCAGCUGGUGUCCCCCCCGGUGAGCAGCGGAGCCGGGGGGCAUGCCUGGCUCUCUCUGGAUGAGCACUGCCACCUGCACUACGAGAUCUCGGUGGCGGGGCUGGGCCGCCCGGCCGACGGCACUGUCAGUGCCCACCUGCAUGGGGUGGCUGAGCUGGGCGAGAUGGGCGCCCGUCCCCACCAGCACAAGCGCCUGCUCAAGGGUUUCUACAGCACCGAGGCGCAAGGGGUGGUGAAGGACCUGGACGCCGACCUGCUGCAGCACCUGGCCCAGGGCACUGCUUUCCUGCAAGUCAGCACCAAAGCCCACCCCCAUGGGGAGAUGCGGGGACGGGUGCACAUCCCCAACCGGUGCCAUGCAGGAGGGACCCGCCUGGCCCCGGGGGAGGCCGAGCUCUCUGAGGGUGCCAAGGCCAGGGACCUGGAGCAGCUGAAGAAGGACCCCAAUUCCUGCUUCUUCGAGGGGCAGCACCGGGCACACGGCACCCGCUGGGCACCCGACUAUGACAAGAAGUGCUCCAUCUGCAGCUGCCAGAAGCGCACGGUGAUCUGUGACCCCAUCCUGUGCCAGCCCCUCAACUGUACGCGCCAGGUGCACCCCGAGGAUCUGUGUUGCCCCAUCUGCGAAGAGAAGAAGAUGGGGCAGGAGGAGCUGAAGCUGGAGCGGGCACGGGACAGUAGUGAGGGCUGCUACUUCGAUGGGGACAAGACAUGGCGAGGCUCUGGCACCCGCUGGCACCCCGUUGUGCCCCCCUUUGGCCUCAUCAAAUGUGCCAUUUGCACCUGUAAGGGCACCACGGGUGAAGUGCACUGCGAGAAGGUGCAGUGCCCGCGGCUCACCUGUGCCAACCCCGUUCGCGCCAGCCCCUCUGACUGCUGCAAGCAGUGCCCAGCCCCGGAGAAGAGCGUCCCCGAGCUGGCUGACACCAUGCAGGCGGAUGGGCCGCGGGCAUGCCGCUUUGGGCGCCGUUGGUACCUCAACAACGAGAGCUGGCACCCCUCCGUACCACCCUUCGGGGAAAUGAAGUGUAUCCUGUGCUGGUGUGUGUCAGGGGAGACACACUGCCAGCGCCAGGAGUGCCCACCAGCCACCUGCACCAGCCCCAACAGGAGGGACAACCCCUGCUGCGCCAAGUGCCGCGCCCCGGAUGCCCCCCCAGAUGCGCAGGAGAAGGUCCACGAUGCCAGGGUGGAGGCGUGGAGCCGCUGA
Molecule: messenger RNA, 2835 nt
Organism: Gavia stellata (red-throated loon)
Lineage: Eukaryota; Metazoa; Chordata; Aves; Gaviiformes; Gaviidae
Gene: CHRD
Product: chordin
Exons: 23
Coding region: 1-2835 (944 amino acids)
Biological process (GO): multicellular organism development
Molecular function (GO): protein binding
Source: RefSeq, a predicted model, not a curated record